This is a messenger RNA of Medioppia subpectinata, 719 nucleotides long. The record is from the annotation of a GenBank genome assembly. NCBI's taxonomy places the organism in Eukaryota, Metazoa, Arthropoda, Arachnida, Sarcoptiformes, Oppiidae.
AAGAGGUGGCGGCCAAUGGGGCGACCAAUAUCUCUAAUUUGAUGUCACACAUGUACCGCAAUUACUCGGCCAAUGUUUUGUCCAUGUUUACCGAUCCCAACGCUUCCGUAUCGCUUCCGGUGGAGGAUUCGCCGUUAACGCCGCUCACAGACAAUACCACAGCGAAUAUAAAACAAGAACCGCUGGCCGUCGACGCAGACGAAGAGUUCAUCGGCUACGGUAUGGACUUUGAUGACGACGGCGAUGGCGGUGAAGUCGAUGCCGGUGAUGGCGAUGAAGACAUGCAAAACAGUAGUUCCCAAAUGGAGAACCACUACCCGGCGUUCAACUUCAUGACCGCCUACAACGAGAUGAUUGCCAUCAACGGCGGGACGGGUGGCUCGACGCCCACCAAUUCGACCACUGGUGGUGCCAUCGAUUACGACUACCUAUUGGCCCAAUCGUCGUCGGCCAACGCGGCCGCCGUGGCCUCGGCAUCGGCUACAGCGGCGGCGCCGCCCCCGGGGAGACCGCCCCCCAAACCCAGGGGUCGACCGCCGCCAGCGGUGGACUUGUAUCCAUUCAAGUGCCAGUACUGUACGAAGAAGUUCCGCGAUAGGGCCCGACUUCGGGUUCACAUCACCAAAGAUCACAAUUUGCCGGCCUUUGAGUGCGAACACUGCCACUGGAAGGGCCACAACAUUAUGGCCCUGAAUACGCAUAAACUAAUGCACGCGUAA